This is a messenger RNA of Megalops cyprinoides (Indo-Pacific tarpon), 732 nucleotides long. Its product is annotated as complement C1q-like protein 4. The transcript is spliced from 2 exons. The record is from RefSeq and is a predicted model, not a curated record. Lineage: Eukaryota; Metazoa; Chordata; Actinopteri; Elopiformes; Megalopidae. The coding region runs from base 7 to 732 and encodes 241 amino acids. Gene Ontology annotation, molecular function: protein binding.
GUGGCCAUGGUCCUGGUGCUGUUGGUCGCCAUUCCCCUAUUGGUCCACAGCACUAAAGGGGGAGGUUCUGGAGGCACAGGGACCCAUUAUGAAAUGCUUGGCAGCUGCAGGAUGGUGUGUGACCCCUACACCCCCCCUCAGGGCAGCCAGGAGCUGGCCAUCAUAUCACCACCACCACCAGAUUUCACCGGAAAAAGAGGGAAGUCUGGAUUCCGUGGGCCACCAGGGCUUCCGGGCCCUCCUGGACCCAGAGGGCCCCCUGGAGAACCUGGCAGGCCUGGGCCCCCAGGUCCCCCUGGUCCUGGGCCUGGAGGCUAUGUGCCCUCAUUCUACAGCCCCAAGAUCGCCUUCUAUGCAGGGCUUCGCAAACAGCAUGAGGGCAGUGAAAUACUGAAGUUUGAUGAUGUGGUCACCAAUGUGGGAAACUACUAUGAGCCGAGCACCGGCAAGUUCACCUGCCCCCUACCCGGCAUCUACUACUUCACCUACCAUGUGCUCAUGAGGGGCGGGGAUGGGACCAGCAUGUGGGCAGAUCUGAAGAAGAAUGGACAGGUCAGGGCCAGUGCCAUUGCCCAGGAUGCAGACCAAAACUAUGACUAUGCUUCCAACAGCGUGAUCCUGCACCUCGAUGUUGGGGAUGAGGUAUGCGUGCAACUAGAUGGCGGAAAGGUGCAUGGAGGCAACACCAACAAAUACAGCACCUUCUCUGGCUUCCUCAUCUACCCAGACUGA